UUGUCGUUGGUUGUUGUCUGUUAUAUUUGUUUUUCGUUUAUUGUUUUGUCAUAAAUCAAGUCGGUAUUUUUUUUUAAUUUUUAAUCGUUUCGCAUUUUGUCAUGUCAGGCCUUUUAUAUCUGACUAUGGGUAUGGGUUUUGCUCAUUGUGAAGCCUUGUGGUAACCUCUAGUUGCUUAAAUCCGCUUCAUAUGGACACUGUUGGCUUUUUUGUCAUUGACAAUCUACCACAUCUUCUUAUUUUAUAAAGAUUUUAGAAAACUAUUCAUUCAUUUUGAUACACGGUUUCACAUUAUAUAUCAUAUACACUGGUGGAAUACUUUGUCAAUAUCUGAAAUACCAACAUACAAGAAUUUGUGUCAUAGAUCAAAGAAUGUGACGAUCUGCACAUCACUGAAAGUUGCAAACUAUUACAUGUAUCAUGAUUAAUUUGUUGACACACUUCCUGGUAAUUAAGAUACGUGCCUUUGUAAUUGACAAUUAAGAUAAAUGUUCCUUUUUUCCUAGAAGUUUACCAGGAUUUUUUAUAAAACAUUUAUAAUUAAAAAAGUAGGAUAAGUAUUUUUCUCCGUGAUAUUAUUUUUAAUGACUUUUUUCGCGGAAUCAUAAUUGUUAAUUAUAACAGCAAUAAGCUUAUAAUGUAUGUACUCAUUUCUUAAUCGCUGAUUUUUUUACGUUGUAAAUUUGGUUUAUCUUUGAGGCAUGCGUUUAAAUAAACUAUAUAACAUAGUUCGUCUUAUAAUACGCAGGUAUAGAUAUGAACAGUUGAAUUAAGUUUGUUUAACCUCGGUUACCCCAAGAAUUGAUCUUAAACAAGAGAGACGCAGUUUUCACAUACAAACAAACCUUAUUGUGUAAUAUUAGAACGCUUUUCAUCGAUUUUUUGAAUCGUUAUUUAACGUAAAUACUCUCAACAGAUAUUUUUGUUAUUUUGAAGAGUGUAUUUAAAAUAUAAUAUAAUCAAUAUAAGGAGCGACAAAUACAUAACACUAAUAGGCCACAAAACGGUGUUAAGCAAGGGCAAGUGUACCAACCAAGCUAGCUAUACUAACCCCUCGAAACAAACAAAUGAAGGAAUUCAAUUUCAAUUGCAUUUUAUAAUUUUUCCUCAUUCUAUGGCCGUUCUUGGAACUUGAUUUCUUGAUGGUGUAUGAUAUCAUACGAUGCGACUGUCAUACAAGUGAGAGGUUUAGCUAGCUAUAAAACCAAGUUUGAUCCACCAUUUUCUACAUAAGUUGAUGACAAAUGGUAAACUAGUUUGAAAUUAAACAUGUCUGGGAGAUUUCUGUAAAAUACUGACUAAAUGCAGCGUACAUAACAAAAUUAUAAUGUAAUGGUUGUCAUGUGAUCUUCGCAGGUCAGAAAUAGUUUGUGUGAUUAAGUUUUUGGGAGGACGAGCCAUUGAGGAAAAUAUGAAGCGGCACGCAUUAUUUAAGAAUUUUGAAAACAUCGGAGAUUCGCAAAAUUGUACUUAUUAUACGUUUACCACUCUGAAACACUUGAUAUUAUAUCAGGUUUCAGGGAGUUUGAUUUGAGUUGCACAAAGCUAUACGAGUUAUGACUGUAUGGAUUAAUUUUGUUAGCUGUACAUCUGCUUUCUAUGUUGUUUUUUUUAUUAUUUUCCUAUGAAUUUCAAUUUUCUGUAUCUACCCUGUGGACAUAAGUAAAGAGUUAUUUUAUCGUCAAUUGAGUGUGUAUAGACAUGUGUCUUUUAACCAACAUAAGAACUUGUAUCAUCAAUUUUAAAUAACAACAGAAAGGAUACGAUGCUCACGAAUUUCAUUGGAUGUUAAUGUAAAGGACUAAAAAUAAACAUCUGGAGGCAAAAAGGAUGCGAGACCCAAGAAUAUUCCAAAUUACGAUUAUAAGUCACGACAAUGAUACAAUUUGUUUUACAAAUAAUUUUUAAAGACACUAAAUCAUAAACAUGUUAUGAAUCGUAUAUGUUACGUGUAUAUGUCAAAUAUCAAAAUAAAAUAAUUUAUUUGCUGCAAUUUUUCCUUUCAUUUUAAUAGGGGUUAAUAUUAAAUUAAUUUAUACAUAAUUUUGACAUUUGCAGAUGAUAACGAUACUGAAAAACACUGGUCUGACGUCAUUUUCGGACAGGAUUUCUUAGGCAUUCAAUGGCAUACAAACAAUAUACAUAGAUCUUUCUCAGAAACAAAAUUGAGAAGAAAUACUCACACCUGUCUAUAUCUGUUUAUCGAUAUCAUAUAUAUUUGUUUGUUUGUAUAUUAACCAUAUAGUACUUUUAAAGCAAUAAUAUUUUUGAGGUGAUUCAGAAAAUAUUGUCCAAUAAGAUUUCUAGUUAAAAAUAUUUUACAGGAAACCACGAUAACUAAUCAGUACCUCAAAAAUAAAAAAUUAAAAAAAACAAGAAGCAAGACCAAUGAAUUAAGAACAGGACUUGGUGUGGCUACUAAUUAAUUAUCGGAUAUAACUAACAUUCCCAUCCAACUAAAUUAUUAACAUUUACUAUCCACAUCUGACAAGAAAUGGCAGCAAAGGAGCUUUCUACAAUUCCAGAUGUUUUGAUUACACAUACAGGAGCAGAGUCAUCAUCGGAAACAGCAAAAGGAGAACUAAAUAGCGAUCUGACCUUGAUAAAUCCUUUAGACGAGACUUCAGAUGGAGGCUGGGGAUGGUUCAUUGUGAUAAGCAGUAUGAUGAUCCACUUCAUUGUUGCUGGUUUAAACAGGGCAGCAGGAAUAUUAUACCUGCGAUUUGAAGAGAAAUUCAAUAAACCUGCUUCAAUCACAGCGUGGGUUACUUCAUUGUCAGUCAGCUUGACUCUGGCUGGAGGUCCAGUAGCAUCAGCAUUGUGUAACAGAUUUUCGUACAGAUGGGUUGUUGUAGCAGGAGGAAUAGUUUUAGCUGUCUCCAUGGUGAUAUCUGCACUCUCUCCCAACCUGUACGUUUUGUUUGUCAGCUAUGGGGUUAUUGGAGGUAUCGGUAAGACUUUGGCAUACGGACCAGGUGUCGUUAUCGUAGGUAUGUAUUUCAGUAGAAGACGCGGUAUAGCUGUUGGUUUGGGUACCUCCGGUGUGGCAUUGGGUGCUUUUGCUGUGCCAACUUUGGUUGAGUUCUCAUUUUCGGAAUACCGAUAUCUUGGAGCUUUUAUAAUCAUGACAGGGAUUGCUUUACAGUUGGUUGUGUGUGGAUUUCUAUUGCGACCAUUGUCAUUACACAAACAGAUUACGGAGUAUGAAAGAAGAAAACUACAAAUACUGAAAUGGACUGAGAAUAAUAAAAGUGUCUUAAGUUUCGCUAAAUCACAAGAAAAUGCCAGAUCUUUGCCAACGGAUACAGUACACAGGACUAGUAAAAUUAUUGUAAAGGAUAUUAACCGUUUUGCUAAAGUCAGUCUGAAAGUCGAUGAGAAAAAUAAAGAAACAAAGCAAAACGGAAAGUUUUGUGACUUUUCUCUCUUAAAAAAUAAUCGUUUCAGUAGUUUAUGCGCAGCAGUUGUGCUUUUCAACGUGUCUUACCAGUCCAGCAUGAUAUUUCUUCCCGCGCUUUCAGUAAAAAUUGGCAUCGAUGAGUUUGAAUCGUUUCCAGUUGUAGUUGUCGGUAUUUGUGACGGACUUGGGAGAAUCAUAUCAGGGUUUUUGUUUGACCGCAAGUGUAUAUUGCCUAUAAGAUGCUAUAUUUACAAUGCAGCACUAUUCUGUUUGGGAGUAACGACAAUGUUUAUCCCGCUAGUUACAGAUACCACUCAAUUCGGGAUAGUAUGUGCUAUACUUGGAUUAUUUCUUGGAAACGGUGUAUCCCAGCAGUCGGUUGUAAUUGUUGAUAUCCUAGGAGAAGAAAACUUAUCUUGUGGUUUUGGAAUACUGAUACUGUUUCAAGGAAUAGGAACAUUUAUAGGUCCUCCAUUAUCUGGUUUACUUAAAGAUAUAAAUGGAUCGUACGAUUAUGCCUUUUAUUUAGGUGGCGUUUGUGCUAUCUUGGGUGCAGCCAUUUUUAUGGGAGCAAAUGUUGUGCAUUAUAAAUUAGAGAAAAAUAUGUACAAUAUAGAAUCAAAAGAACAGUUGAAAGAUGACACACGCUUUUAAUUGUCAUAAAAUAUAGAUCUCCAAGAACGAGGGAAAAAAAUUGAAAUAUUUCGCUUCUAAUUUAUUAAUUAUUUAUUGAUAAUUUAUUUCCAUUGCUACGUUUGAUUCAAGCAACAAAUAUAUAGAGAAGUCUAAUCUUUUGUGUUUGUCUCUAUGUUUUUAUUGUAUUUUUCUUGGGAUUCAUUUGUUUUUGCUUUUUGUUUUUGAAUUGCUAAAUAUCAUUUGAAAAUAUUUUAAUAAUUAUUUAAGACAAACCCAUGCUUAUAGAAACAUGAUGAUUUGUUGUCGAUAGUGAUCAAAUAUGUUCAGGUCAUAUUUUGAUAACUGUAGUUAUUUUAAGAGACAAGUUUGUUAAAAAAAACUCCAUAUAUGAAA
Mytilus californianus (California mussel) is the source of this 4429-nucleotide messenger RNA. RefSeq names its product monocarboxylate transporter 14-like. The record is from RefSeq and is a predicted model, not a curated record. NCBI's taxonomy places the organism in Eukaryota, Metazoa, Mollusca, Bivalvia, Mytilida, Mytilidae. Gene Ontology annotation, molecular function: monocarboxylic acid transmembrane transporter activity. The transcript has 6 exons. Gene Ontology annotation, biological process: monocarboxylic acid transport; transmembrane transport. Bases 2495 to 4054 code for a protein of 519 amino acids.